Psammomys obesus (fat sand rat) is the source of this 213-nucleotide messenger RNA. Its product is annotated as beta-defensin 13-like. Lineage: Eukaryota; Metazoa; Chordata; Mammalia; Rodentia; Muridae. The coding region runs from base 1 to 213 and encodes 70 amino acids. The transcript has 2 exons. The record is from RefSeq and is a predicted model, not a curated record.
AUGCCCGGAGACAUGCGAAUCUUUUCCUUAAUUGUUGCUGGGCUCUUGCUUCUCCUUCAGCUUCACCCAGCCAAGGGAGCAAUUUACAGAAGAUACCUCUGUAAACAACUGGAGGGCCGAUGUGAAAUUAACUGCCUUAUCUUUGAAGAAAAGAUUGGAGGCUGCCGAGCUGACUUAACACCACUGUGCUGCAGAAAAAGAAAGAAGAACUGA